Gigantopelta aegis is the source of this 2706-nucleotide messenger RNA. RefSeq names its product protein draper-like. NCBI's taxonomy places the organism in Eukaryota, Metazoa, Mollusca, Gastropoda, Neomphalida, Peltospiridae. The transcript is spliced from 15 exons. Gene Ontology annotation, molecular function: scavenger receptor activity. The record is from RefSeq and is a predicted model, not a curated record. The coding region runs from base 75 to 2591 and encodes 838 amino acids.
UAUAUGUUCCCAGUUUUAGCCUAUGUGAUUUGAGUUGGUCGUGUACACCGUCUUCGAACAGCCGACAGAACUAUAUGCAUAAUCAGACGGUGACGACUACCGGGUUUAUUUGUCCUGUGUGGCGAGAUAUGCACUCGCAUAACAAAAAACCCGAAAAAUACCAACGAAAACGCAAAACAACCGUGUACCCCGAGGACGACAUUUUUACUUCCUGGUUGGAAAGAUGUCACAAAAUGUCGAAGUUUUGGUCGUGUGUGUUUCUCGUGACAUCGUGGAUUUGUUUUAAAACACACUCAGUGUCAGGUGCCUGUAUGUCAGGGAGAUAUGGCUUGGACUGUAACUACACCUGUCACUGUGACGCUGCCAACUGCGAAGACGUCACAGGUUGUUCUGGUAGUUGCAAGAAAGGAUGGUCUGGACCAAGAUGCACAACAGAGAAUGUAGCUUUACUGGAAAAUGCCUACCAGAGUUCAUACUUACUCAACUACCAGGAUGUUGCUGAGCAUGCUGUAGAUGGCAACCGUUACGCUAUAGGAGGAGGGCCCUGUAUAAUAACUGGUGUUAAUCUGCCACACACGUGGUGGGAAGUAGACUUGGGAAGAGACUACUACAUACACAAGCUAGAUAUUUACUUCCGCACCGACUUUAAAGCUCGGAGAAACGGUGUUCACAUCUACAGUUCAACAGAAGCCAGGAAAGCGAAUACGAGCCAUCUGUGUGGUGCGGCCACUAUAAACAGUCCUGAUGUAACAACAGUUACAUGUGACAAUAAAGUUCGGAGAAACGGUGUUCACAUCUACAGCUCAACAGAAGCCAGGCAAACGAAUACGAGCCAUCUGUGUGGUGCGGCCACUAUAGCCAGUCCUGAUGUAACAACUGUUACAUGUGACAGUACGGCCAGAUACAUCACUCUCUACCAGGAUACAACAAACAGUCAAUACAGCCCACCAGGAGAAGGCGCAAUGGAUUUUUGUGAAGUAGAAGUGUAUGUAUGUGAUGCUGGCACCUUUGGCGAUGACUGCAGUAAGUUCUGUCACUGUCUGAAUGAACCGUGUAAUCAUGCAACAGGAAAUUGUACUGGAGGCUGUAAACAAAACUGGAUCGGACAAACUUGCAGUGAGUGUGAUUCUGAUCAUUAUGGCCCUCUGUGUGGAAAGCCUUGUUCCAGCAGACACUGCAAUGUAUCACGUGGUCAGUCAUCAUGUGAUAAACAGACUGGACGAUGUGAUAACGGAUGUACACCAGGAUGGAUGGAACCAGACUGUUUAAAGGAAUGUCCAGCAUAUACUUAUGGUUUGAAAUGUGCAAACAGCUGCAAUCAGCGAAAGUGUCUAGGAAACACGUCAUGUGAUCACGUGACCGGGAAGUGUGAUCAUGGCUGUGUUCGAGGAUAUCAGGAUGAAGAUUGUAGAACGAUGUGUCCAUCUGGAAAAUAUGGGUUCAACUGUAACAUGUCUUGCGAGAAGAGAAACUGUGCUGACAACUCGCCGUGUGACAAGCUUAAUGGGAUAUGUGUCAAUGGUUGCUUGAAAGGCUGGGAUUUACCAGACUGCGUCACUGAAUGCCACAACAAUACUUUUGGACCUAGCUGCCUGUUUAAAUGUAGUGAACGAUUCUGCAAGGGAGACAACUCAAAAUGUGAUAUUGAAGAUGGUGUUUGUCAAGAUGGUUGUCAGACUGGCUGGAAGAAUGCAAAUUGCACUGAAAAAUGUGACAGUGGUUCGUAUGGUCCAGACUGUGCAUUUGACUGUAACAAGAGACACUGUCAGACUAAAUCAGCCAGCUGUAAUCAUGUUAACGGAUCAUGCGGAGGGGAAUGUGAGAAUAACUAUAACGGCAUCGACUGCACAGGGUGUGAUGGGAAAUAUGGCCCGGAAUGCAGUUUGUCAUGUAGUGACAGACACUGCAAAAAUGAUAAUGCACCAUGUGAUCACGUGACUGGUUCAUGUGAUGGACCAUGUGAUGCUGGAUAUCAAGGGGAUGCUUGCGCUGGCAAAUGUGCUGUUAGUACAUACGGUGAUAACUGUACCAUGUCAUGUGCUACUAGAAAGUGUGAAACAUCUGAUAGCUGUCCUCAUGAAGACGGAAUGUGUGUAGGUGGAUGUAUCUCUGGUUAUCAGGGAGUGGACUGUUUGAAAGCCCAAGCUGUCACUUCUAACACUGAUUCCACCACCAUUGCCGUUUCCGUUGUGGCGGGAGUGCUUUUUGUAUUGUUGGUCAUAGUGACGAGUGUUUUAUUCUGGCACCUCAAAUGUCAUAGAGUGAAGUCGGACUCGUAUCAGCAAGAGAUGAGAAAAACAAACACGAACCCACCCAGCCAACCUACAGACCCCAGUGCUGUAGAAUAUGAAAUCGUCGAUAGACAAGAUGGAGGCCACAACAGUUCCAGGGCUUUCUGUUCUCAACAAGUCGACACAUCUCGUUCAGCUAAUUAUGGCAAUUCAUCGACGUCACGUGAUCAAAUUGAUGCCCAGCCGAGACAUUCUGAGAGUGAGGGUGGCUAUGUUAAUGCAGGACAAACGAAUGAAUACGAAAAGCUUGAUUUAUCCAACUCACCGCAGAAUGACUAUGAUAGGAUAACUGGUGUCUAGACAACUGGGAAUGAAACCCCUGUUCAUAAGCUAGAGAUUACCGAGUAAUACUACAACAUUUAUUACAUUAGCAGAAGGGGAUGUAGGAUAUUUUUUUUUAGGUAGGAGGUGCAAU